Camelina sativa (false flax) is the source of this 351-nucleotide messenger RNA. The record is from RefSeq and is a predicted model, not a curated record. NCBI's taxonomy places the organism in Eukaryota, Viridiplantae, Streptophyta, Magnoliopsida, Brassicales, Brassicaceae.
AUGGAUACUUGGAAUGAUAUAACAGACUCGAUGGAUCCGAAUAACGGCAACAAGUAUGAGCUUAAAUCACAAAGUGAUCAUAUUCGUAAGUUGCUAAAGAUGUGCUGCCGAAAUUCUUUGGCGAAGAAGGUGGAUGAUUCUAAUGACACUGACUCGGAUGAUAUCGACUCUGAUGUAUCCAAAAAUGAAGACGAUGAUGGAAACAGUUCUGAUGAGGAUUAUUGUGAAGAAGAAGAAGAUAAAGAAGAUGAAGGCUUUUAUGAAAUAGUGUAUGUAGACGAAGAAGAUAGUGAAGGCGAUGAUGAGGAUGACACUGAUGAUACUGAAGACGAUGAAUAUGAUUCUGAAUAA